GGCGAGAGCGUGAGAGAAAUCAGCUGGGUGGUGUGUCACGGGGAAACAGGGACAGCCAGCAGGAGAAGCUGCUUCCCCGGGGCGGGCAGGGGACAGGCAGCCCCACCCAGGCGGGUGUUUGCCUGCCCCGUGUGUGCCCAGCCAGCAGGCUCCGGAUGAGGAAGCAGAGGGCAGGGCACCCGGGCUCAGUCGGCCGCUGGUAGUGCCAGCUGGAGACAAGGUGCCCUGCACCGGAGCAGCUCCAAGUGACACAAGGGGACCAAAGACACCCCCCCCAGAGGCGCAACAGGAGCGAUGGGCAACCAGCUGAGUGUUCCACAAAGAGCUGACGACCAAGAGAAUGAUUCGGAAACAGACACUUACAAGGAGGCGGCGAGGAGGAACUGUGUUCAAAACGGGAGGCCGGCGAUGGUGUCCACCCACACCGUUCAACUCUACGACGAAGUGGAUCUGGGGAUAAGUGUCAAGGAAGACAGUGCGGCCACUUCUUCCCCCAAGACCGCGGACAGCAGCGCCGUCGCGGCUGCCAACGGAAAGAGUCUUGGGAAGGAGGCCAGCGCCGAGGCCCCAGCUGUGAAAUCGCGUUUCUUCUUGACGCUCUCCCGGCCGGUACCAGGGCGUACCGAAGACCGGGCCGCGGACUCGUCCGCCGCCCGAGGGAAGCUGGACGCCAGCUCCGGCGGCGCCCCGGGGAACAAAGGCCCGAGUGACACGGCGGCCCUUCCACUGGCAGCUGCGCAGGGCCUCGGCCCGGAUAAAACCCCUGGCGCGGCCCCCGCCCAACCCGCCGGCUUCUCUGCCACUUGCGCACCCGCCGCGCCUCCGCCACCUGAGUCGGGGGGCGCGGCCCCCGCCAAGCCUAAGGACGCCGGCUUUUUUGACAAAUUCUUCAAACUGGACAAGGGACAGGAAAAGGCGCCGGCCGCCAGCCAACAGGAAGCCCAGCGCGGGGAGCAGCAGGACCCGGCCGACCACGUUCCCGGGUUCCCCGGGCCGUGCCACGAUGUCCCUGCACAGAGGGACAUAGUUGGAGGCAGAGAAGAGGGACAGGAAGUCACGCCUGCGAGUUGCUCUAUCCCCAGGGACCCCGAAGACCUGGAUAUUGCCAAGGGGGACCCCCAGACAACAGAUAUAACUGAGAAUAAUAACUCCAUCAUGAGCUUCUUUAAAACACUGGUCUCACCUAACAAAGCCGAAACAAAAAGAGAUCUGGAACAUGCGGCGUGCAAAGCACAAAGUGUCUGUGAUGGACGAGCCGGGCGGAAGGCAUCCGAGGUCUGCACGAAAGGCGCCGAGAAAAAGCACCUGCACAGCCCCAGGCUAGGACUCACCUUUAGGAAGUUCUUUAGGCACAAGGGUGCUGAAAAUUCACCCACCACGUCAGCGGACCUCAAGUCAGACAAAGCCAGCGUCGUGCCCCAGGAGACCCCAGGGGCAGCCAAGAACCCCGCACCCACAGACACGCCAAAGGAAGGCACCAAGCAAAAGGGGGGACCCCCCUCCCUGCCUCUGAGCAAACUGUUCUGGAAAAAGUCAAGUAAAGAGGAUUCAGUCCCCACAGGUGCAGAGGAGCAUGUGGUGUGUGAAUCACCGGUAGAGGCUGUCAGGUCCGAGGAAGUGAACUCAGCCCUACAGACGGUGGAUCUCGGCGCAGAGGGGGGGGCCAGCCCCGAACCCACGGAAGGAAAGCUCAGAAGAGAGGAACGCAGACCGCCGAGGGCCUCCCUGAUGGCGUUCCUCAGACAAAUGUCAGUGAAAGGGGAUGGAGGGACCACCCGCUCAGAAGAAAUAAAUGGGAAAGACUCCAGCUACCAAACCUCCGACUCCUCGGAGAGGGCCGUCGCGCCGGCGGAGCCGGAGCCGGCCGGAGCCAGCCAGAAAGGCAAAGAGGGCUCCUCGAAGGACAAGAAGACGCCGGCCGAGACCAGCAAGCAGAAGAGCAACAAGCAGGAGGCCAAAGAGCCGGCCCCGUGCGCAUGUGCGUGUGCGGAGGCCGCGGGGGCGGAGGCCGGCGCGCUGCAGAACGGGGACAGGCCCCCAAAGAGACCCGAGAAGCGGCGGCAGUCCCUCGGGGGCUUCUUCAAGGGCCUGGGACCAAAGCGGAUGCUGGAUGCUGAAGUGCAAACAGACCCCGUAUCCAUUGGACCUGCUGGCAAAUCCAAGUAAACAAAUCGCCACAGUUCCCACCAAGCCCUCCUGCCACCGAGAUGCCUCCUCCCCGCCCCUGUCCUCCCCAGACCCGCUGCGCGUGUAUAUUUUCCCUCCCGAUGGCCACCCAAUGAAAUUCUGCCUGCCAACUAAGCCUGAGCUGUUGUAUAUUGAGGUGUAUAAUUUACGUCUCUGGUCCGACCUUUCCUGGUAAAUAAUUGCAAGGGUGGUGUAGCAGGUUAACUAGGCAGGUCCGCAGAGUCGGUGGGUGGGGGGUGGGGGGGUGGAGGAAUGCAUUCCGGUUAAGUUACGGAAAAUGGCAGGAGCAAGUAAGCUGCAGGAAAGAAAUGGCUGCUGGGAGGAAUUAAGCUUCGCAGUAAAAACACGGGCUCCUCUGCUCAGCUUGAAGAGGAACGACUAUAAUAUCCGUUUAAGUUCCCGUUUCAAGGAGGGAGGAACAGGGGCUGUGUACGGGGAGGUUGCCAACUUCCUGGAAUGGAAUGGAUGUGGGAUGAAAAAACGGGAUGAAUAAGAGUCGUUUCUCAAAUAGGGUCCUUGAACGUUAUUGACGAGACGGGGCAAGACUGCCUGGAGAGGGCUUGAACUGAUUUGGGAAAACGAUUGUUUUUUUUUUUGGGGGGGGGCUGGGUGGCAAGGACGAGGAUUACAGCUUCCAAAACAAAACGAAUAUAAUAAAUGAAGUUGCAAGUUUAUUUUGCAACACAAGGGGGCGCCCCGGGCUCCGUUUUAAUCGUGAAUCCAGUGUCCGUAACAAAGCUGUGGUCUCCUGUGAUCUUACAUUAUUAAUGUUUCUCAGAUGGCUGGGGGCUUGCUUCAUCUGUUCGGUCUGACACUUAUCUCAAGUCUGUCUGUAAUUUCCUAAUGUGUUCAGGAUGUGCUCUGAUAAAACCCUCCCCAUAACCCCAGUUAAUAAAAAUUUACAGAAGAUUAUUCCAA
Molecule: messenger RNA, 3105 nt
Organism: Phyllostomus hastatus (greater spear-nosed bat)
Lineage: Eukaryota; Metazoa; Chordata; Mammalia; Chiroptera; Phyllostomidae
Gene: BCAS1
Product: brain enriched myelin associated protein 1
Exons: 13
Coding region: 295-2166 (623 amino acids)
Biological process (GO): myelination
Source: RefSeq, a predicted model, not a curated record